AUGUGUGUGUGUAUGUGUGUGUGUGUAAGUCACAUUCUUACUAUUUUAAUGUUGAUAUUAAAUCAUGUUGGUGGCUCUGAAAUGAAAGUGUGUGUUCACUGAGGCCGGAAACAGACGGUGUCAACAACAAGAAUAUUUUGUUAUUUAAUAAAAUAAAAACAGUCGACACGUCAAAUCAAAUUAAACUAAACUAAACUCUCACAUUUGUUUUUAGAUAUAAAAAUAAAAUGUCCUCGUGAGUGAAGGUGAUUAAGACGUCGCUGCUGGUUUCUUUAUAAAAUAUUUCUCUUCAUUACAAUCAGUGGAUUCAUUAAAGAGGUUUAAGUAUCUCAGACAGAUUCGAGUCAAACUGGUGUUAUUUCAGUUACACAGUAGAAAAGCGUGGUGUACUCUGAUUGGCUGAUGGCGGAGCUCGACUCCUGCCCGCUCAUGGGAGUUGUAGUCUUCUGCGUCACGGCCGACAGAGCGUUCCCUGCGGCCUCAGAGCCCGCUGAGGACUACAACCAGGGAGGCGGAGGGCGGAGGGGCGGGGUUUGGGUUUUGACAGCGGGUUGUUUUGGAGGCGGGGCCCCGGAGGAGCGUGGGGCCGCGGGUCUGAAGUGACAGCUCAGCCCGCAGACCGAGCUGCUGCUGCUGCUCAGACUCAUGGGAAGUUCACCAGGAGCAGGUUUUAAUCUGAAGCAGGUGGAACAGAAGAGUGAAGAUGCUGAGAGCGCUCGGCCUCCUCCUGCCCUUCCUGACGCUCGGCGGACUGCUGCACUCGGAGCUCACCGGCGUCCUGGACGACUGCUUCUGUGACGUGGAGAGCAUCGACGUCUUCAACAACUUCAAGAUCUACCCUCGCAUCAAGAAGCUGACAGAGAGAGACUACUUCAGAUACUACAGAGUGAACCUGAAGCGACCGUGUCCUUUCUGGCCUGAUGACGGACACUGCUCCAUCAAAGACUGUCACGUGGAGCCCUGCCCUGAGAGUAAGAUCCCUGUCGGCAUCAAGUCUGGGAACUACAACAAGUACUCCCAGGCAGCGAAUACGAUGUCGGACAUGAGCGAGUGUGAACAGGCCAAAGAGCUGGGAGCCAUCAACAGCACCCUGAGUAACCAGAGUAAAGAGGCGUUCGCUGACUGGGCGAGACACGACGACGCUCAGGACCAUUUCUGUGAGCUGGAUGAUGAAACGUCUCCAGAUGCUGAGUACGUGGAUCUGCUGCUGAAUCCAGAGCGAUUCACUGGAUAUAAGGGUCCUUCAGCCUGGAGAGUCUGGAACAGCAUCUACGAGGAAAACUGCUUCAAGCCCAGAUCAGUGUACCGACCUCUGAACCCUCUGGCUCCGAGCAGAGGAGACGACGACGGAGAAGGUUUCUACAAGUGGCUCGAAGGUUUGUGUUUGGAGAAGAGAGUUUUUUACCGACUCAUCUCCGGCCUCCACAGCAGCAUCAACAUCCACCUGUGCGCCGAGUACCUGCUGGACGAGGGCUGGAGUCGCUCAGUCUGGGGCCCAAACAUCCAGGAGUUUCGGCAGCGCUUCGACCCGGCCGAGACGAAGGGUGAGGGCACGCGGCGCCUGAAGAACCUCUACUUCCUGUACCUGAUCGAGCUGCGGGCGCUCUACAAGGUGGCGCCGUACUUCGAGCGAGCCUUCGUCAACCUGUACACUGGAAACACUCAGGAGGACGGAGCCACCAAAGACCUGCUGCUGCAGAUCUUCAACGAGAUCAAAGCUUUCCCGAUGCACUUUGAUGAGAAGUCCAUGUUCGCCGGACACAAGAUGGAGGCCAAAACACUGAAGGAGGAGUUCCGCCUCCAUUUUAAAAACAUCUCCAGGAUCAUGGACUGUGUCGGCUGCAGUAAAUGUCGACUUUGGGGAAAACUUCAGACUCAGGGUCUGGGCACGGCUCUGAAGAUCCUCUUCUCUGAGAAAGAGAUCAAGAACCUUCCUGAACACAGCCCGUCUAAAGGUUUCCAGCUCACCCGACAGGAGAUCGUGGCGUUGAUGAACGGCUUCGGCAGGUUGUCCACCAGUAUACACCAGCUCCACAACUUCCGCCUGCUGUUGAAGGAGAACAGGUAACAGGAGGUGAUGCUCCACCAGCCCACACUGAACUGCAAUAGUCUAAUCCUCACCAGGGAGAAGGCCUUUUUAUUAACGGACAUCAGGAUCAGCAGUGAAAUUAACAACUCCUAGUUCCAACAGUUUUAUCCCAGAAAUCUCAUUUUCCCUCCUCCUCCUCCGUCAGGUCGAUCAUGAAUGUUAACUCUUCUGCCUCUUCUUGCCUUCAUCAGAAAAACUUCUUUCUUCGCAGUCAUUUAAUUUAAUUUGGUCGUUUUUGAGAAGCUGAUGAAAGUCAAACAUUUGGUUGAGACAACCUUGAAGGAAAGACUCGUUUGGGAGGAAGUGACGUUAACAGACCGACCUCUCAGCGACUGGACGGACUCACGAUGCCUGGACGCAGAUUAAACUGCGCUCAACAGGAAGUGACUGAGUUUGAUUUUUUUUUUUUAACUUACAUAACUUCACGGUUAAUUCCUCUUCCUUUGCUAAUCCCGCCCUCUGCUGACAUCACAUCCUGUUGGAUUUUUACACUCGUGAACCUGACUCAGACCUUUACGGCUCCUCUGUAAGGAUGUAGAAAGACUUUGUCCCGGGGAAGGACUCGGUCCAGACGAACCGCCGGGACGCCGCUGCCUGUCUUUGUUUUUAUUUUUCCCUUCCUCUUCUUCCUCCUCUCUCUCCGUCUCCUGUUGUUUCUAGAGAAGUUUCUUGCCGGAGGAUCUGGACCAAUCUGCUUGUGUUUUACGAUAUAAGGCCUAAUUUAUGUCAGCUCGUUAGCUGUGUGUGUCUGUGUGUGUGUGCAGAGGUGUGUGAGGUGCUUCCACUAGCCACAGAGCAGUGAGGUUUUAGCAGCAAUGAUGGACGGGAACUGUAGAUCAGUUAAAAAGACUGAGAAGUCAUUAAAAACCAGCGUUCAUCUCUGAUAUCCAGGAAACAUCAAGAGUUAGAAACAGAGUUUGGUGAGUUUGUUACAGCCACAGCACUUCCUGCUGCAGAGGGAGAAGAGGAUCAUGGGUAAUGGUGUUUCAUUUCAGUGAGUGGAGCUGCAGUCAACCGAUAGUCUUUGAUUUCUGUACAUGAAAACCACUGAACAGCUCGGACUCCUCUGGUGGCUGCAGGGGGCGCUGCUGCUCAGCAAAGUUACAUUUCGUUGCGUUAAGGAAAAAAGUUAAACUCCAGCUUCUCCAGUUUGACUAUCCACUCUGGCUAGUGGACGACGAGUGCGAACACUGACAAAAUGUAACGUCAGCGUUUGGUUCCAGCACCAACAUUUAAUCAUUUACCCAACAACACCGGAGUUAAGAUAGAUUUCUUCUUCCUCUGAUGAACUAGUCAGUGUGAACAAAGGAGCAGCUGACAACAUCCAAACUAAGAUUAUAGACAGAAAACUGUACAACCCAGAGAUCAAUUAAAAUAUAAUCAGACACUUACAUUUAAUUAAAGGAGGAGGCAGCAAAUAAGGAACCAAACGCCGUCUGGAGAGCUCUGUGUGUGUGUGUGUUUGUAUGUGUGUGUGUGUGUGUGUGUGUGUGUGUGUGUGUGUGUGUGUGUGUGUGUGGAUCAUCAGCAGUUGCAGCUAUAACAUCAUGGACUACGACUUGAUUCCAUAGUUAAAUAACCAUAAACUUGAGAACAGUAGCAGUUUUUUUUUGGUCUCUUGCGAUAACUAGUAAUUCUUUCUGUUUGGAUGGAUGGGUCAUAUUACUGUCUGUCUGUCUGUCUGUCUGUCUGGUUGGUUGCUGAUGUAUAUUUUGUAAAAGUGCUGCCUACUUUAUUCCGGCGUCGUGUUUUGCUUCAGCCAUGUUGUCUUAAAGCACAACAGAUUUCUUUAAAGUAGGGAGUUAUUAAGUUCUUUUGAGACGAGUUCUCGCUUCAGUAUUUUUAUUUGUCGCUGCAGGUUUUUGUCGUUCAGAGAGACACAGAUGGCUGUGAGAUGUAAUUUCCUCAAGUGAAACUGAGGUGUUAGAUAAAUGUAUCAGCAGGAGGACGGAGUUGUGGCAACAGUGUUUUGUUUCUGCUGAUGUUUCAGGAGCCUGUGCUGCGUAAAUCCCACGUUUAGACCAAAACCAACACUGUAGAUGACAACAGUAUCACACCUGGUAGUUUAGGGACGAAUAUCAAAAGUGAGUUGAUGAGUAAAAGAUUUUGGUAGAUGAACUAAUUCACUAACGUCUGACUUCCUGCGACUCACUGCAAGCUGCCUUACCUAUAAACCGUUUUUCUCAGUAGUUAGAAGUGCAUUUGUUGGGGACUAUUUCCAGCGGUGGAUUAAUUUGUACUUGAACCAGACUUCAGUACAGGAGACGUUUCAUGGAUCUGUGAGACAGCUGCACUUGUUUUAGGAAUAUUCAGCAUUAUACUGAAACCACACAGAACAACGAUCUUAGAUCAUUUCUCACCUGUUACGAUCACAAAGCAACGUAAAACAAGCAAAGGACAGAUAACGCAUUCGUUGUUGUUAGCCCAAAGAAAAUGGACAUCACGUUUGCAACGUCACAUGAAGGUUUCUAAAUCCGGAAACUUUUUGAAACCAGUCAUCCAGUCAGCUCCUAGUGGCCGUCAGAGGAACUGCAGCUGGGGAUGCUUCCUGGCUUCACUCCUCAGCUGUGUCUGUCUCAGCAGGUCGAAGACCAGUUUAUGAGGCUUUUUUAAUUAUAAUUUAGUUGAUUUUUGCAGCUUAAACAGUUUGUUUGCUCGACUAGUAAAAGAAAAAGCAGUAAAAUUAGGAAAUGGACCAAAGAAUUUUAAGUUGCCUACAUUUUAUUAUAUAUUUUUGUUUGUUUAUGAAGCCCAGGAAGUGUUUCUCUUAUUAUUACUGAUUCUUUCACUACCUUAGCUGUAUAGUUCAGAGUAGGGAUGUUACAAUAAGUUAUGACUUUUAAGAUCAACACAUACUGGUAAGCCUUUUUCUGAUCAUGCAGUGUAAGUAAAGUUAAGGCUGACACGUCACAUUUUUUCAUUUUGGCUCUUUAAAAUCAAGAGUUGGAUUUAAAAAUGCAGUUGAAAUAAGGAUAUAUUGAAUUUUUCAACAUUUAUAGUUACAUUUAAAGUAAAACUGCAGCUUCUGCUUGAUCCUGUCUCUUGCUUUAGUGUUGUUUCAGCAACUUUUUGGGGAAUUCAUGUAGUUUGAAUUGAAGAUGUUAUUAUCAGCCGCCGAGGUUUUCUUUCAAAAACUCCUGUCGGUCAAGAAAUAGUUUAUUUGGAGCUGAAGGUUUCUCUCUCUUCCUCCCUUUUCCCUUUCAGCUGCUGAUUCUGUUAAAUGUGAAGUUUUAUUCUGAAGCUUCUCAGAAAGAAAACAGUUUGUCUCGUAUCGUGUGUCUGUGUUUGUUUGUGUAAACAAAACGAUAAGGGAAACGGUUCUGUCAGAAAGUUUGCGUUUUUGUUGGACAUAUACAUGUAUGUUUGAGUGUAUGGAGGCCUGAGUGUGACAACUGAAUAAAAAUAAGUAUAAAAUUCAAUUGAGUAAAUCAGUACUUAAUAUAAUUUUAAAUACCUCAACUAUCUUAGCAUAAUGAAAUAAUCAUUAAGUGCUACAGUUUAAAUUUAAGUUUGAAUAUUCUGCCUUUUAAUGAUAAAUUCACACAUUUGUGGAAGUAUUUUUAAAGGCCUUUAACUUUAAAUUUCAUUAAACUUUCUUUGGUUUCAUUUAAUUUUUCAAAUAAAAAAGAUUUUUUAUAUCAAAGAAAGACAAUUUUAAGUUAAUCCAAAAAAAGUGCAAAUAGGAAAGCAAAAGUAUCACUUUUUCAGCCUCUUUUGAAUCUUGAAAGAAACUCAAACCCAAAAUGUCAAAUUGAUUUACCACUGAAUACUAAAAUUAAAAUUACAACUGAAUUUAAAUUACUUUAGUAUUUUACUUUGAAAACCAUCUUCCUGAAUUUAUAUGUUCUGAAUUUUCCAGAAAGAAAAAAUAAUCUCUUCUGAUUCAGAGCUGAUUUCAAAAUAAAAUAUUUAAGUGUUUUUAAUACAGUGAUACUCAAAUUUUAGUGUUUAGUGUUGUUACAUUUUUCAAGUAGGUAUUCAGUUACAUAUGUAAAAAAAAAAAAAAAGAAAUGAUUUUGGCCUUUCUUUACCUCCAUAUUAUCUAUUCUAAUUAAGGACAGUUUAUAAUAAUUUCAGUGUCACCUUGCAGCCUCCAUAAGAUAGUGUCUGUGUUUGUUUAUUUUCUUUGUUUCUUUGUGAGGACGCUGAGACAGAAAUUAUACGAGGCACAAAGUGUGUGUGAUGAGUGUUGUGUGUGUGUGUGUGUGUGUGUGUGUGUGUGUGUGUGUGUGUGCGUGCGCGUGCGCAUGCCUUCCCUCCUCUGAGCCGCCUUGCAUGUCCUCCAGCAGCUGGACGUCCUGAACGGUCCACAGCCUUAAAACUAAACCGCCACUUUAGAAAAAGAAAAAAAAACAAAAAACAACCUGCUUCAGAUCUUCACGCUCCUCAUGUUGAAUCCAAAUCUGUACAGUUUGUAAAAGGCAGCACAGGUUGAAUUUUUUUCUUUUGCUUUCAGAUCUCUAUGAUUAUAGAUAUAUAAAUAUAGUUGCACCAUGUCGAUGUGUGUACCUGUUGAUUAUAUUUAUUUGAGAAGAGGAAUAAAUAUUUCUGGACAUCA
Molecule: messenger RNA, 6647 nt
Organism: Lates calcarifer (barramundi perch)
Lineage: Eukaryota; Metazoa; Chordata; Actinopteri; Centropomidae
Gene: ero1b
Product: endoplasmic reticulum oxidoreductase 1 beta
Exons: 16
Coding region: 704-2068 (454 amino acids)
Biological process (GO): protein folding in endoplasmic reticulum
Cellular component (GO): endoplasmic reticulum membrane; endoplasmic reticulum
Molecular function (GO): protein-disulfide reductase activity; thiol oxidase activity; FAD binding
Source: RefSeq, a predicted model, not a curated record